Messenger RNA from Eimeria acervulina, 231 nucleotides. Its product is annotated as Chromosome II, complete genome, related. The record is from RefSeq and is a predicted model, not a curated record. The transcript has 3 exons. Lineage: Eukaryota; Apicomplexa; Conoidasida; Eucoccidiorida; Eimeriidae. Bases 1 to 231 code for a protein of 76 amino acids.
AUGGGCACGGAGGAGAUAGACACUCAAGAAGAAAACAAAUUCGAAGGCUGGAAGAGCACCUUCGACUGGGUCAUGCGACAGCACAUUGAAGUUGAGGGUCUCUCAGCCUUUCCUCUCCCAGCUAAACGGGACCCUGUCCCCAAGAGGGUUGACGUCGACGUAACAGUGCACAAUACUCCGAACCUAAAAGUCAUCAGCUGGAUCGACCCGAAUGAAAAGGUAGUCUUCUGA